UCUGUGUAAAUUGAGUUAGCGGUUCACAGCUGACAACAACAAUUGCAUACACAAAAAUCGUCGUGUAAAUGAUGAUGAGCGUUUAUACACGGAAACUUUUGUCGACGCGAUUUUUCACAUUCCCUUUUGGUGUUGCUCAUUUCAUUUACACACGGCGAUUUUUGUUGCCGUAACUCGACGUUUGUUGGAGAGAGCGCGACGAGGAAAGGAGAGGGGCACCGAGUUGCUCGUGCUCGGGCAACACGCUUUGUGCUCUCGUUCUUCUCAAUAUCGUUAAGUUGGCUGGAAAUUAGUUUGACGUUUCUCUUCAUUUCUUUUCUUCAUUGAUUUCAUCUUCAAUCAAUAUAAAGCGUGGAAUUUAACCAUUACAAAAGUUAAAUGAAAAUAUUUUUAUGCUAUCUUUUACGUAAAUUAACAUAUGCAUAUACAUAUGUAUAUCACUAAUAUUUCAGUAAAGAUGGAAUACCACCAAAAAGUCGAUUUACUGAAAAAUGUUUUUGAGUGCGUUGCGGAAGCCGUAGAAAUGGAUUCGGAAGAUAGCGAUAAGGCUGACGCCCUAACAGGACUAGUUGGUAUGUGCCAAAAAAUAAUAUCUACGCCAGUACCAAGGAAACGAAAGGCGAUGUGGGUAAAGGUAUGGAGGGAAAAAAAAGCUGAGAAUGGGUCUUUCGUAUUUUUAACAAAAGAUCUAUUGCUCCAUGACAAAGAGGGCUACAAAAACUAUUUGCGGAUGACCGAAUCGCAGUUUAAUCUUCUGCUUUCAUACAUAGAGCAAGAUUUGGUGAAGCAGGAUACUCAAAUGAGAGAUGCAAUUACGCCUGCAGAAAAGCUGUGUUUGACGUUGCGAUUUCUUGCCACUGGAGAAACAUAUCAAAGCUUAAGCUUUCAUUCGAAAUUGUCAAAAUCGGCAAUAAGUGGCAUAAUCCCGGUAGUGUGUGACUCUAUUUGGCGUAGACUAAAAGGCUUACAUAUGAAGUUUCCCAACAGUCCUUCUGAAUGGGAGUCGAUAGCGUACGAAUUUGCUAUUAAAUGGCAAUUCCCAAAUUGCAUCGGUGCUUUAGAUGGCAAGCACAUCACCUUCCGACCGCGUCGCAAAGAUGGAGCAUUCUACCAUAAUUAUAAAGGAACGAACAGCAUUGUUUUAUUAGCGCUCGUCGAUGUGAACUGUAAAUUCAUUUUUGUCGACAUCGGAUGCAAUGGAUGCAAUAACGAUGCGGGCGUAUUUUUGCAAAGCAAGCUCUCCACAUUUUUACGUGAAGAAAGAGGAAUACCCAAGAAUGCUACCAUCGGUAACAACCGGAGUCUUCCGUUCGUUGUUGUUAGCGAUGAUGCUUUUCCCACGCAGAAGCACUUAAUGAAGCCGUACCCUUAUCACUCUAACUGCCGUGAUAAGCAAGUUUUCAAUUCCCGACUUUCACGCGCCAGGCAUGUUGUUGAGCACGCGUUUGGCAUUUUGGCUAACAGAUUUCGCAUCUUUCUCGCUCCGAUGAAUUUGAAAGUCGAAACAGUAGAAAAUGUUACCUUCGCAUGCUGCGUUCUACACAAUUUUUUAACUUCAAAUAGUACAUUGUCUAAUGUAAAUAAUGGUAGAGCCGAGAGAGUUACUGCAGCUUCAAGUCAAUACAAUCCGCGAAGGGGAGAAGCAGAAGCUAUUCGGCAGGAGUUCAUGGCAUAUUUUAACAAUGAAGGCAGGCUAAAUUGGUCACAAAAUGUAUAAACAAAUUUUACAAAGAAAAAAUCUUGAGUUCCUUUGAAUUAGAGUUAUUAAAAUUAUCGUCAUAAAAGAACUUGAUAACUUACGGAUUUUUUCUUGGAUAUAAAGGCAUGAUAUUUUAUAAAUACAUUAAUACGUUAAGAUUUUUAUGAAAGCCUUUUGUAUGUAUUUUUACCCAAGUGCCUAUAAUUUUCACAUUUAUGUAUUAUUCAAUUUAGAUAAGGUGUCUUAAUGUAUUUAUAAAAUAUCAUGCCUUUACAUCCAAGAAAAAAUCCGUAAGUUGUCGAUAAAUCAAUGUGUAGCUCCUAAUCCAUUAAUCCGGUUCGAAUAUGUUUUUGACUUGGAUGAUGGAAAAUUUAAUGAACUUCAUUUAUGUAAAAGAAAAAUUUCAGAUUGGCCAACUAUGUCCAAAAAUUUGUACUUGAGUGAAACUUGUAUUUUUAUUAAUAAA
Rhagoletis zephyria (snowberry fruit fly) is the source of this 2165-nucleotide messenger RNA. RefSeq lists its product as uncharacterized. Lineage: Eukaryota; Metazoa; Arthropoda; Insecta; Diptera; Tephritidae. The record is from RefSeq and is a predicted model, not a curated record.